Molecule: messenger RNA, 1137 nt
Organism: Telopea speciosissima
Lineage: Eukaryota; Viridiplantae; Streptophyta; Magnoliopsida; Proteales; Proteaceae
Product: probable protein phosphatase 2C 74
Exons: 5
Coding region: 1-1137 (378 amino acids)
Biological process (GO): protein dephosphorylation
Molecular function (GO): cation binding; protein serine/threonine phosphatase activity
Source: RefSeq, a predicted model, not a curated record
AUGAAUGGCAGUGAGACUCGAGUUUUAAAGAAUAAUUCGAAGAAGAAAUUGUGUUUAGUAUCAAAGAGUGUAAUGGUUUUGGCUUCAGAAGAAGAGACGAAAUCUCAUCCUCAAGAAAUUUCUCGCAAAAGAAACGCAGAAGACGAUUUGAAAUCUACAAGGCCGGAUCAGGUACGAAACAAUAGUUGUAACAUGACUUCUGAAGGAUUGAAUUCAUCGCCGCCGCCGCCGUUGAGUAAUAAUGGAGAGGUUAAAGUAUCUACAAAGGCUUGGAAGAGACCUGCAAUAAUUUCUAUACCGAAAUCUCCAGUUUGUGAUUUUGAUGAUGUGGGUGAGGUUUUAGAUAAUAAGGAUUUUGAGGGUCAAGGUAGAGAUUUCUUUCUAGCUAGUAGAAGAGGAAGAAGACCAGUUAUGGAAGAUGGAUUUAGUGUUAUAACCGAUAUUUUGGGAGACCCUAAGCAGGUAUUUUUUGGUGUCUUUGAUGGACAUGGAGGCCGUGCAGCUGUAGAUUAUGCUACUGAAAAUUUAGGGAAGAAUAUUGUUGCAGCUAUUGGUGAAGUUGGUAAAGCAGAAGAUCAGAUAGAAAAAGCUAUUAGGAAAGGAUAUUUGACCACAGAUAAUGAUUUUCUAAGUAAGGGUCAAUGCAGUGGAGCAUGUGUAGCUACUGUGCUCUUGAAGGAUAGAGAAUUAUAUGUAGCAAAUGCUGGUGAUUGUAGAGUAGUACUGAGUAGGAAGGGAGUAGGGGAAGCAUUAACUAGUGACCACCGUCUUAAUAGAGAAGAUGAGCGCUCUCGAAUUGAGAACUUGGGUGGUUAUGUGAGUUGUCGCAAUGGAGUUUGGAGAGCUCAAGAUACAUUAGCAAUAUCUAGAUCAAUAGGAGACCAGAGUUUGAAGGAAUGGAUAAUAUCUGAACCAGAGAUUAAGAAACUUCAUUUAACAUCAGAUUGUGAAUUUUUGAUUGUGGCUUCAGAUGGAUUAUGGGAUAAGGUAAAUAAUCAGGAAGCAGUUGAUGUUGUCUUAAAGCACAAGAUCACCUUAGAAUCUUGCAAAAAAUUGGUAGAUAUAUCUUCUCGCCGGGGCAACAAGGACGAUGCGACGGUAAUGGUGAUCAAUCUUCAAAAUUUUUUGAGGGGAUGA